Molecule: messenger RNA, 1623 nt
Organism: Exophiala aquamarina CBS 119918
Lineage: Eukaryota; Fungi; Ascomycota; Eurotiomycetes; Chaetothyriales; Herpotrichiellaceae
Exons: 1
Coding region: 1-1623 (540 amino acids)
Source: RefSeq, a predicted model, not a curated record
AUGGCGUACAUCGAUAAAUCGCAACGGAGGGUUUUCAACUCUUUGACGACCGGAAACUCCCUUCUCCUGGGUGUCAACCUGGCCGCGUCUUUGAGAAGUUACGCAAAGUUACUGCGUUGGAGGAUGCUGGCUAAAUGCCACCGGCCGCUAGAGACAUUCGACCUUGUCAUGGGCUGUGACAGCGUUAUAAACGUCCUGAAACUUCUGCGCAAGGCGAAAAACAGCAGGAGUAAAUGGCUUCCAUCAAAAACGCAGCUGCUAUGUCUUUUCUGGCUGUUGAUUCAUCUUGCGAUCACGGUUCUGGUUGGUAUCAUUGGUCUCAACUAUAAUCUUGAGACCUCGACGGAUUAUGUGAUAUUGGGGAAGGGAACGAUAUCUAUUCUUGACCUGGACGCACUCUCCACUGGCAAUUUUCUCUCAGAUUUAGGCGCCGUUCAGACAUGGGGCGUUCGUGGAAAGGUCACCACCCCAUUAGACUGGGAUGCCGCAUUGGAAUAUAGCCAGACCUACUAUUCAACGUAUGACGGACACACGUUUUACUAUUUCCAGGAUCAGAAUGCCAAUGACACGGGAACAGGUCACAUCACGAGUCGCUAUAUCGAAUCCUAUGCAUAUUGUCAUGGCUAUCGAGUAACAGAGGGACAGUAUGGCAACAUGUCCUAUAUUAUUUACAAUGAUGGUACCAAGGACGUCAAUCAAACGCUAUCAGCACAGCCGGGUCCAGGCGGCUUACUGACCUUCUCGAAAUUCAAUUCUACAUGUGGGGCACGCUGCACCGACAUCAAUGCGUUUCAGGCAGAAUCAUUCCCAACCGCACUCGUUGACGACGGCGACAAAUUUGACCUCUACGAAGGCCGGUUUUUUGUGUGCAACAACACGGUACCGGAAGUUGGAGAUGAUACCGAGGACGUGAAGCCAGAGUACACCGUAUCGGAUCUCACAGCCAGAAUGCUAGCCGGAGCCCUUGGCUGGAGCUCCGCUGUGCCGUCUGCGGACGGCAAGUCGCUGUACAUGACCUAUACCAACACAUCCGAAAUAGGGUUUUAUAAGACUCCCAACGAGACAGAUAUGGCCGACUUGAUCUCAGGGUUCACGAUGGGCGCUGUGUCCUUCAUGGACGACUCCAGCGCCGCGUCCCGCAAGUACGUGACUAGUUCCGAUCGGCCGAUCGCUGCCCAAUAUCUCCAUGUGACUUGGCGGUUUGCAGGUUCAAUUCUGGCGGUGAUCCCAUUCAUCCAUUUCUGGACAUUGCUGGCGGUCAUCUCCUGGGCAAACCACGCCAUUAUCAAGGACGACAGCCAUCUCGCGAUCGCGAAGGCGUAUCACUCUCUUCUACGGCAACUUGGUAACACUGGAUGCCUCCUUCAAGGCGACGAGAUUGUGCGCGUCAUGGGAAAUCCGAUGGUCAAGUACGGAUUUUCGAGCAGCCGGGAACAGGACGGUUAUCUGCAUGUAGAUGUCUUCGAAAAAGGCGACGCCAUUCAAAGUAUGGGCGGCCCUUUCCGAGAAGGGUGGUAUGACGGAAUUGGCAUGGUUCAGGAGGAGAGCAAUCACAGAGUGAGCCAAGCUGAAUUGAUGCCACGACGGCGAUAUAGGGAUAUCGACGCAACAGAAUAUUUUUAG